GCACUUUUGUCAAGCCCUGCUCUAGGCACUGAUGUGGAAUAAGGAAGUUGGUUAGAAAGGAUAGCAUGAAAACCUGGACUGUGAAGCCCCUUUUUCUAUUUGAAUGGCUUCAGGUGGAGAAGAGAUUCUUCUACUGGGAAAGUCAUAACCCCUUUUAAGGUUGACAGAAGGACGGUUGUGGAAUGUUCUUGAUCUCGUAGUUCCUGGCUGACUCUUGAGUCCCGGCACAGACGUCAUGACAUGUCAUAUCUCCGUCCGUUUCCAGAUUAUGAGCACAUGAGUGUUGUGAAACCUGCGCUGCAAUGGCUGUGUCAUCCUUUCUAAUUUGGACGCCAUCCUUUUUAGCUGCUGCGGGAGGUUUGAUCGGGUUGAGUCACUGUGAAAAAUUGUCUCCAGGAUGUCGGGUUCUUUCCUCUGACUCUCUGAACUUCAUUUUUUUUUCUUCGCAUUCUUCCUUGUUACCCGUGUGACUGAUGAAGCUGCUUUUAUUUUUUUUGGGGACUUUUGGUGGUUCCUGAACUGGAUCUGUUUACACGAGGAGACCUUUCCCUCACAACCUCGAAAAUAUCUUCCCUUUAAUCAGACGGAUAGGUAGAGCCAUCGUUCAGUGCGUGGCGGUUGUGAGAAGUCGCGCUCUGUCCAUGUCGUUCGAUGUCCGCGAAAUGAAAUGGAAACGUUGAUGGGACUUUUCACAAAGUGUUAUUACAUGGCGGACCACCUGAAGUCCUCUGGGGGCCAACAAGCCAGGAGAUCGUUGUACAACAGCUAAAGAAUUUAGCGGUUAUAUCAUGGAUGCAAGCAAAAGAGUUGAGCCAGCCGUGUCUUCACAAACACUACAGCAGCGAGCCAACCCAGAUCGCAGCCUCGCCACUACCAUCUACGUACCCGAGCAAGGGGGGUACCAAGAGAAGUUCCUGAAGCAUGUGGAAGAGAAGUACAAGUGUGAAAAGUGUCGGCUAGUCCUCUGCAACCCCCGGCAGACAGAAUGUGGGCACCGCUUCUGUGAGACCUGUAUGAAUUCGCUGCUAAGCUCUUCAAGUCCACAAUGCACGGCAUGUGAAGAAAUAAUCAUUAAAGACAAGGUGUUUAAGGAUAACUGUUGUCGGCGGGAAGUGUUGGCUCUUCAGAUGUACUGCAGGAAUGAUACUCGAGGCUGCAAGGAGCAGAUCACACUAGGAAAUCUACUGAUCCACUUAAAAAGCGACUGCCAGUUUGAAGAACUUCCCUGCCCCCGAGCGGACUGCAAGGACAAGGUAUUUCGCAAGGACCUGAGCGAACACAUAGAGAAGAAAUGCAAAUACCGCGAGAUGCCGUGUCAGUACUGCAAAAACCAGGUGCCGCUAGCGGAAAUGCAGAAACACGAGGAGAUGGAUUGCCCGUCUGUCGUUGUUUCCUGUCCUCAUAAAUGUAGCGUAAAAAGCUUAUUAAGAAGUGAGCUGAACGCUCACUUAGCGGAAUGUGUGAACGCCCCCAGUACUUGCAGUUUUAAACGUUACGGCUGCAGUUUUAAGGGCACGAACCAGCAGAUUAAAGCACAUGAAGCCAGUUCAGCUGUUCAGCAUGUCAACUUAAUGAAAGAAUGGAGUAGUUUUCUGGAGAGUAAGGUGUCCCUAUUACAGAAUGAAAGUUCAGAAAAGAACAAAAGUAUUCAGAUACUUCACAAACAGAUGUGUAACUUUGAGGUGGAGAUCGAGAGACACAAAGAGAUGCUGAGAAACAAUGAAUCCAAAAUCCACCAACUGCAGAGAGUAAUUGAAGGCCAAGCAGAAAAGCUAAAGGACUUGGAUAAGGAAAUCCAUAGCUUGCGGCAGACCGGGGAAGACGCAGAUAAUAUAAAGAGCACUCUGGAGUCACUACAGGCCCGUCUGGCUCAGCUGGAGACGAUAAGCAAGACUGCUGCUGCAUGGAAUCCAGGUGUCCUGGAGACCCAAAUUAAUAGACACGACCAGAUGUUGAGCGUUCACGACAUCCGCCUGGCCGACAUGGACCUCCGGUUCCAGGUCCUGGAGACCGCAAGCUACAACGGCAUUUUGAUCUGGAAAAUCCGCGAUUACAAGAGGCGGAAGCAAGAGGCCGUCAUGGGAAAGACAUUGUCGCUGUACAGUCAGCCGUUCUACACCGGCUACUUUGGCUACAAGAUGUGCGCCAGGGUCUACCUGAACGGGGACGGCAUGGGGAAGAACACUCACUUGUCGCUGUUCUUCGUCAUCAUGAGGGGAGAGUACGAUUCUCUGCUUCCUUGGCCGUUCAAACAGAAAGUAAGCCUCAUGCUAAUGGACCAGGGACCGUCACGCCGCCACCUUGGCGACGCCUUCAAGCCAGACCCCAACAGCAGCAGCUUCAAAAAACCCACCGGGGAAAUGAACAUUGCCUCCGGGUGCCCCGUGUUUGUCGCUCAGACCGUGCUGGAAAACGGGACGUACAUAAAAGACGAUACUAUUUUUAUUAAAGUCAUAGUCGAUACGUCAGACUUGCCGGACCCUUGAUAGCGGGCAGCGCCAGGUGCUGUUUUUAUAAGGAAAGAGCAGCUUGGGGUUUUUGUACAAUCUGUCUCGACAACAACAACAACGAAAAAAUAAAAACCAAGAGGUCCCCCCCA
This is a messenger RNA of Rana temporaria (common frog), 2599 nucleotides long. RefSeq names its product TNF receptor associated factor 3 (gene TRAF3). Gene Ontology annotation, cellular component: plasma membrane signaling receptor complex. Lineage: Eukaryota; Metazoa; Chordata; Amphibia; Anura; Ranidae. Gene Ontology annotation, biological process: regulation of apoptotic process; positive regulation of JNK cascade; innate immune response. The coding region runs from base 789 to 2486 and encodes 565 amino acids. Gene Ontology annotation, molecular function: tumor necrosis factor receptor binding; zinc ion binding. The record is from RefSeq and is a predicted model, not a curated record. The transcript is spliced from 11 exons.